UGAAAUGCAUUCAUAUGCUAAUCUUUAGGCACCAUACCAGGAAAACCACCCAAAACUCCAGUCAUCCACACUACUGAUAGAUAUAUGAUCUAAAAUUUGACAUUUUCUUUCAUAAUUUUUCUAAAAGUUUUCACCAACCAGACUAAUUCAAGCACUCUCUUAACCAACACCAGUUUUGGGCAAAUAUAUCUAUGGUUCAUUAUGUUAUUUAGGGGUAAGAAAUCUAACUGGCAAAUAAAAAGAGGAAAAAAAGGAAGAAAGAAACAUUUCUAUUGGCAGGAAAAGAAGUUGUAAUCCUCAAUAUAUAAACUUUUACUGAGCAGAAAAUGAUAGAUUCCUUACAAUAAAACAUAUAGUGAGAGAUUUGUGUAAUCAGAAUCAUAUUAUUUCAACCUUCCCCUCUCCUUGCUUUCCUUGUCCACCAUGGAAAAGCGGGAGAAAAAUGGCUGGACGUCUGUUCCUCAAUUUGGAGGGUGGGACUCCAAGGCAACAGGAGCAACCGAUUAUUCCAUGGUUUUUUCACAAGCUCGAGCUAAUAGGAAGCAGCAGAAGACAAAUAUCAAACAUACCAGUCUUGGAAAUGAAAGAGAGUUGAUUGCUGCUACAAGUCAACAAGAUGAUUCGGUCAUGGUAAGUUUCCAGUUUACUAGGUUUCUAUUUGCAUAACUUAGUCUCAUUAGGUUUACUCAUGCUGCCUUUGAACAAAGGAAAAGCGUUGCUAGAUAGGAAAAUUCUUGUCUAAGUUAGGUUUAAUAGAUGGACUAAUGAAAUUCAAAAGCUGCAACAUCAAUGGCUUGGUUCACAUAUGAAACUAUGGACCUAGUUUAUACAAGAAAAAUCCUAAAAAAAAAGCUUUCUUGCUCGCUACC
Molecule: messenger RNA, 869 nt
Organism: Hevea brasiliensis (rubber tree)
Lineage: Eukaryota; Viridiplantae; Streptophyta; Magnoliopsida; Malpighiales; Euphorbiaceae
Exons: 2
Coding region: 424-666 (80 amino acids)
Source: RefSeq, a predicted model, not a curated record